Messenger RNA from Menidia menidia (Atlantic silverside), 4683 nucleotides. Lineage: Eukaryota; Metazoa; Chordata; Actinopteri; Atheriniformes; Atherinopsidae. The record is from the annotation of a GenBank genome assembly.
AUGGCCAAGUCGGUGAAGUUUUCCCUGCAGUGCUGGGUCAUCCCAGAGUCCGAUCCAGGCCCAGGAAUAAGAGAAAUCAGCUUUCAGCCUGCUGAUGUCAUCCAUGUUGUCAAAGGUGGCCAGUUCCUGAAGGAGCUUUGGCUCCGGGUCAUCCCAGAGUCCAAACCAGGCCCAGGAAUAAGAGAAAUCAGCUUUCAGCCUGCUGAGGUCAUCCAUGCUGUCAAAGGUGGCCAGGUCGUGCGGACAGAGGAGGACCCAAUAGCACAGUUUAAUCCAAACGUUUAUUCAGGUUCUGGAGGCAGGAAGCAGGAAUCUCGGUUCUGGAUCACAGUUUCAGAGAGCAACGAAAAAAACUAUUUCCACAUCCCAACCAAGAAAACAUGGCAGUCUGCUCAGCAGCACUGCAGGGAACACUUCACCGACUUGGCCAUGAUUGAGAAUGAGGCAGAAAACACUGAGGCCUUCAAUGCAACACCGGGCACUGGUUCUUAUUGGAUCGGUCUGUACAGGAACCCCUGGACUUGGUCUGACCGGAGCCAAAGCUCCUUCAGGAACUGGCAUCCCAUCUACAAAGAAAACAAUGGUGGUCAACAACACUGUGUUGUAGAAAAUACAGACCAUGAGUGGGCUGAUGAAGAUUGUGGAGCUGAGUGGCCCUUCCUCUGCCAUCAAGUUUUAAGGCGGAACACCGUUGUCAGGAUGACGACUGAGACUGAUGUUGACCUCUCUGAUCCACACAUUCAGUCCCAGGUCCUCCAGAAGCCCCCCCCUCGUCAGUACCACUAUGUUUCCACAGAAAUGAACUGGACCGAAGCCCGACAGUUCUGCAGAGAGAAAUACACCGACCUGGCCACCUUUGACAGCAUGGAAGACCUCAGCAGGCUGAAAGCUGAUUUCUCUUAUUCCCAGGCCUGGGUCGGACUCUGGGAUGACCCUGAAAACUGGAAAACCUCCAUGGGUAAUGACACCAACUCUUGGAGGUGGUCAGCAACAGGAGAAACCAGCAGAACCGGGUACCAGAACUGGCGACCUGGACGACCAUAUUAUGCCUAUCAAAAUAAAACAUGUGUAGUGAUGCGUUAUGAUGGAACAUGGGUUGAUGUGAGCUGUGAAGGGACCAGAAAAUUCAUCUGCUACAACGUUUCAGAGAACAACAAGAAAACCUAUUUCCACAUCCCAACCUACAAAACAUGGCAGUCUGCUCAGCAGCACUGCAGGGAACACUUCACCGACUUGGCCACGAUUGAGAAUGAGGCAGAAAACACUGAGGUCAACAAAGUAAAACCAAGCGGGUAUGAGUAUUGGAUCGGUCUGUACAGGAACCCCUGGACUUGGUCUGACCGUAGCCAAAGCUCCUUCAGGAACUGGCACCCCACCUACAAGUAUCACUACUAUUAUGUUCACCAACGCUGUGUUAGUGAAAAUAUAUACCACGAGUGGAUUCCAUAUGAUUGUGGAUCUAAGUUUCCCUUCAUCUGCCAUCAAGUAUACAACAUUUAUAUCUUCUGUAUCUGUAACUUUUCCUCCAUCAAUACACAGGACUUCCCCUCAGCUCCUGCUCACAGCCCCCCCCGUCGUCAGUACCACUAUGUUUCCACAGAAAUGAACUGGACCGAAGCCCGACAGUUCUGCAGAGAGAAAUACACCGACCUGGCCACCUUUGACAGCAUGGAUGACCUCAGCAGGCUGAAAGCUGAUUUCUCUUAUUCCCUGGCCUGGAUCGGACUCUGGGAUGACCCUGAAAACUGGAGAACCUCCAUGGGUAAUGACACCAACUCUUGGAGGUGGUCAGCAACAGGAGAAACCAGCAGAACUUGGUACCAGAACUGGGGCCAUAACCAGCCAGAUAACUGGGACGCAAAUGAAACAUGUGCAGUGAUGGGUUCUUACGCUAUAUGGUUUGAUGACACAUGUGAGACCCCGAGAGAAUUCAUCUGCUACAACGUUUCAGAGAACUACAAAAAAAACUUUUUCCACAUCCCAACCAGCAAAACAUGGCAGUCUGCUCAGCAGCACUGCAGGGAACACUUCACCGACUUGGCCAUGAUUGAGAAUGAGGCAGAAAACACUGAGGCCGACAAUGCCAAACCAGGGGGAAGUUUUUAUUGGAUCGGAACCCCUGGACUUGGUCUGACGGGAGCCAAAGCUCCUUCAGGAACUGGCACCCAACCAGCAAAAAUAACUAUGAGCUUAAAGAACAUUGUAUUACUGAAAAUACAGACCAUGAGACUUACCCUCAGCUCCUGCUCACAGCCCCCCCCUCGUCAGUACCACUAUAUUCCCAGAGAAAUGAGCUGGACCAAAGCCCGACAGUUCUGCAGAGAGAAAUACACCGACCUGGCCACCUUUGACAGCAUGGAAGACCUCAGCAGGCUGAAAGCUGAUUUCUCUUAUUCCUGGGCCUGGAUCGGACUCUGGGAUGACCCUGAAAACUGGAAAACCUCCAUGGGUAAUGACACCAACUCUUGGAGGUGGUCAGCAACAGGAGAAACCAGCAGAACCGGGUACCAGAACUGGCUCCCUUCAUACCCAUAUUAUGCAUAUCAAAAUAAAACAUGUGUAGUGAUGUAUUAUGAUGGAACAUGGGUUGAUGUGAGCUGUGAAGGGACCAGAGGAUUCAUCUGCUACAACGUUUCAGAGAACAACAAGAAAAACUAUUUCCUCAUCCCAACCAGCAAAACAUGGCAGUCUGCUCAGCAGUACUGCAGGGAGAACUUCACCGACUUGGCCACGAUUGAGAAUGAGGCAGAAAACACUGAGGCCUUCAAUGCAACACUGGGCACUGGUUCUUAUUGGAUCGGUCUGUACAGGAACCCCUGGACUUGGUCUGACGGGAGCCAAAACUCCUUCUGGAAGUGGCAUCCCAGUUUCAAGUACUCUAAAGGACUUACCCUCAGCUCCUGUUCACAGCCCCCCCCUCGUCAGUACCACUAUGUUUCCACACCAAAAAACUGGACCGAAGCCCGACAGUUCUGCAGAGAGAAAUACACCGACCUGGCCACCUUUGACAGCAUGGAAGACCUCAGCAGGCUGAAAGCUGAUUUCUCUUAUUCCUGGGCCUGGAUCGGACUCUGGGAUGACCCUGAAAACUGGAGAACCUCCAUGGGUAAUGACACCAACUCUUGGAGGUGGUCAGCAACAGGAGAAACCAGCAGAACCGGGUACCAGAACUGGCGACCUGGACGACUAUAUUAUGCCUAUCAAAAUAAAACAUGUGUAGUGAUGUAUUAUGAUGGAACAUGGGUUGAUGUGAGCUGUGAAGGGACCAGAAAAUUCAUCUGCUACAACGUUUCAGAGAACAACAAGAAAAACUAUUUCUACAUCCCAACCGAGAAAACAUGGCAGUCUGCUCAGCAGUACUGCAGGGAACACUUCACCGACUUGGCCAUGAUUGAGAAUGAGGCAGAAAACACUAAGGUCAACAAAGGAAUCCCAAGCCGGUAUUGGUAUUGGAUCGGUCUGUACAGGAACCCCUGGACUUGGUCUGACCGGAGCCAAAGCUCCUUCAGGAACAGGCAGCCCACCUACUAUAAUGGUCACCAACACUGUGUUAGUGAAAAUACAGACCACGAGUGGAUUCCAAAUGAUUGUGGAUCUAAGUUUCCCUUCAUCUGCCAUCAAGCUCGUUCGGAACAGACCAGCACGGCGUCUUCAAAAACUGAGGGAAAAGAGAAGAUUUCGAACCAAAUGAUGAUGAAUCUGAAGCUCCAGACCACAGCAAACCUGGAGGAUGGAGUCGUCAGGGACAACCUGGAGCGGCAGUUGAGGGCGAUGCUUGCUAACCGGGGAGUGACUGACUUCAAACUGGCCUGGAGGAAGCUGCCAGAGAAGAAGACCGAGUUGAGGGCGAUGCUUGCUAACCGGGGAGUGACUGACUUCAAACUGGCCUGGAGGAAGCUGCCAGAGAAGAAGACCGAGGUGAACUUUGAACCCGGCUCGUCGCUCCAGGUCCCGUUGCCCAGCAGCAGGGCGGCGCAGAGCUCGUUCCCGCUCAGGUUGUCCGGUUGCCCCGGUUCCCAGUUCAGGAACGUGGCCCGUCCCCCGGUGUCCGACCAGAACCAGAUCAGGGAUCUGCUGAGGCCGAUCCAGGCCUCGGCUCUCGACGGGAGCAGGCUUCUGACGUCGUCGUUAGUGAAGUUAUCUGGGAUGUGGACCAGCGUCAGAUUCUUGUCUUCGCAGUUCGCUCUGGCCUCCGUCCAGCUCAUUUCACUCUCAAGAGUGAAAUGGCUUCCUGUGGAAAUGGAGACAGGAGGACCCAGCCAGUCCUACGUACCGUUAGAGCAGACGGACGGCCUCAGAAGGGAGCAGUUGAGGUUGGUCCAGGCUCCAGAGUCAGAAAUGACCGCGCAGAGAUCUUCGUAUGGGCUGUCCGACACAACUGGCCCCCAGUUGAAGUAUGAGGCCUCUUCUCCGUCCGGCCAAGUCCAGGACACCAGGCCCGCUCGCAGCCCAAUCCAGACCUUUCCGCUGUGCGACCAGGCGCCCUUCAGCUUGUCGUUGAGAGAGGAACUGUCCACUGUCAUCAGGGAAGAUGAUGCAAAUGAGUUCGGACACCAGCAGUGCUGCGCCCCGCUGGACUCCGCCCGCCGUCGGCCUCUGCCCCGGAAACUGUGCAAACGGGAGCGUUUCUGUUCGGGCGGCCGCCCCCCCGACCCGACGGGCGGAGUCCAGGCCCUCCAGGAC